UCUGUCAUGACAAAUCACGCCGUAGGCUGAUUACCGACGAUCGCUUCGGCAUCCGAGCUGCUUUGCAUGUUCAGGCUACACCGAAGAUUCCAGCCUUUCUUAACCCGGGGGGCUACAUUGAAGGAAUUCACAUCAUGAAUCACUCAAGCCACAGAAAAUCAUUCAUUUGUUCUGUUUUUUUCUCCAAGAUUGGAUGCUUAAUGCCACAAGCCAUGUUUCUACUUUUCAUCUGUAUCCAGAAAGACCUUUUUUCAUCCCAGUCUUUAAACGGACAUGCUCUGACUGCUCAAAUUCUAAUUUAUCAGUGACCUUACUUCCGAGAAAGUGUCGGGCCAGCAGACUAAUACGACUUCCUGAUCAGACUCCGAAGUCCAGCCAGUUCACACAGUUGGAAACCGGAAUAUAUCACUGCAUGAUUUGUGGGCAUGAGCGGGAACAGCAGAAACUUUUCAAGGUCAAAUGAAACUUUUCUGAAAUUGGACACAACACCGAUCUGUAAUCAUGUCUCCUCCCACCAAAGAUGACAUUUUUGCAUACGCCCUUUCCAAGACCUUAACCAAAGUUUCAUCGCCGGCAACUGUCGGACUUUACUCUUCUUGUCAGAGUCGAAUUGGAAGAAUCCUUGGAAAAAUGGAAGUGUACUUGUCGCGAGAAGCUUUGAAGAUCGAAGAGAACUACAAAGGAAAAUUCCAGCCUCGCACUAUUCAACCUUCACUUUCUGGCCUGUUAGCGCUAGUUUGGCGCCUGCUAUUCUACAAGCCCAUUUGGACCAAAGAGAAUCUGGACCAUCAAAAUGUCCGUUUCAUUUUUGUAAACUUCAGCGCCUGGCACUUUGCAGGCAGUGACCUGCUCUGGGCCGGUCUGGCCAUCCGACUCUUUCAAGCGAUGCAAAUCAAUUUUGGGAAAUUACAGCUAGUAUUAUAUCGGGCGGCCCAACAUGAUGUCGACGAUGAAAUCAAAAAGAAGAUAGUGGUGGCUGGUCCCAAUCACUGGAGGUCCAAGAAAAUUUGUUGCUGCCCUCUGUGGUUUCUCCUCCUUCUCACUCUGUUGGUGCCAUUAAUCAUCCUAGUAUUCCUUUUGACAUUUGAACUUCCCAACCAUAUGGGCAAACCUGCUGCGAAAGUAAACGGAACAACCACGAGCCACGGUAGCGUGCUAAAAGGCCUGGCCCUUGCUUCCUUUGGAGUUCCAGCUGCCAAAGCGCUGAGGUUUUCUUUCCGGAUCCUCAAGAACCUUAUUUUCAACCAGGAGCGCAAAAUCAAGCGAGGCAUGGACAACAAGCGGGUCAGCAGCAAGCUGGGCUUCAUGGACCAAGUCAGGAAAGAGAUGUGGCUCCUUUCUCGUUUUGUCGAGUUCAUGGAGGUGUUUGAGAGGAGAAGGAUCAGAGUGGUUCUAAAGAUCGUCAAUUUAGACCGCUGCUCCCCGCCGAAAAUUGUUGCCGUUUUAGAUGCUAUCGACAUUCUGCUAUCGGACGAAGACAGUCCGUUCAUUUCAAUUCUGGCGGUCGACCCAGACAUUAUCGUGGAGAAGGUCAACUACGCAGAUGGCUGCUUUUGCAAAGAAGACCGGGCUUACGCGCUGUUGCGGCGAAUUGUUACUCUGGCCUUCACCGUGCCCCCCCUUUGCGACGAUUCAAAGCUCACUUUAUUUCACAGCCUGGCCGGCGGUUCAAAAACUCUCAAGGACGGGAGCAUAAUCGAAGAUAAACAUCAAACUGGAAGCUUUGAAAGAAACUCUUUAUCAAAUUCAUCUUCAGUGGUGAUCUUGGAAACAAACGAGGCAAUGCCCUUGAUAGAUAAAACUGUUCAACCAGAUAUAACCGAGGCGGAAGUCGAAGGGUGGGUUAAGAGGAUCCUUAAAAGCACCGAGACGAAGUUAAAUGAGUAUAUCUUAGAUGACUCCAUGUCCAUGCGGCGAGUGAUCAACUCAAUUCGAGUGACUGUGAUCAUCAUGAAAGCCUCAAAGACAGAGCUCCCUCAACCUGAUCUCAUAGCCGCCUGGGUGGUCCUGGCUAAUCAGUGGCCCUGCCGACUCAGCUGGAUUAUCCAGUGUGUGGAAGAUGCCCGACAGAGAGACGAUAUCGAUCAGAACGAGGUUGACGAUUCCAAAAGCUUAUGGGAAGUUUUCACCGAGUCCAGAGCCGAGCUUUACGUGAUGCGUUCUCAGAUUGAAGACCUACUUGACCAGGACGGAGACCCGGAGAUGUUUGAGAGAUUCCUCAAGUUAGACUUUCGCUUCACAAUUAAGGAUCUGAAGGCACUCAACCGGGUCACGGUGAACCUAAAUCCGUCGAUUAAGAGUGAGUUGGCAAUGAUACGAGGAACAUCCAGGUUGAAAGAUACCGGUUGGAUCAGAACCUCUGCGCCUUUGCCGAUCACAUCUCUAAUCAAUAUGGACUCGGAGGAUAUUUGUAAAGAGCUGGAAAAGAUGGAAUAUCCACAAAAGUAUGCUGAAAUCAUAAAAAGCAAUCACAUCACUGGCUCGUCGCUGGUAUUUGGUGACCCGGAUGAUAUUAAAAAACUCUUAGACAUGACCUUUGGAGAAUGGACUACCUUCCGACUCCGCUUCCUGGGUUUUCCACUGCAUCUUCAAGCGCAAAACAAGAAUGUGCAGCACCCUCCAAGUCACCUGUCGAGACUUCACCUGCAUGACUCUCAUCAUUCCUUAUCAAAUCCUCAUUAGCUAAGAAUCCAAGAUGGAUAUCCCAGAAAUAUUCAUCGAAAAAUAGUAAUUCGAUCACCCAAUUCCAAGUGUUAUUGAUAUGCAGCAAUUUAGUUUUGGCACCUUAUUUCUAAGACUCCAUGCCAAACGUCUCUUUGUCUCACCAAUGAGGCACAAAUUUUGCAAUUUUUUUUUUUUUUUAUACAAACUGUGACAGGUAGAGGGCUUUAUAGACCGAAGACCACGUUGUGUAUUUGUACAGACUGACGGCAAAAGCAAAUACUCGUGUGAGGCAGUGAAAUGUAAAUGAAGUGUAUACAGCAUAUUUCUAAAUUACACAGUCUAUAAAUCGAUGCUGCACAAAAAGCGGCCCGUAAUAAAUGAUGCUGACACUA
Messenger RNA from Syngnathus typhle (broad-nosed pipefish), 3056 nucleotides. It is a transcript of the gene nkpd1, whose product is annotated as NTPase, KAP family P-loop domain containing 1. The transcript is spliced from 7 exons. The record is from RefSeq and is a predicted model, not a curated record. The coding region runs from base 502 to 2682 and encodes 726 amino acids. NCBI's taxonomy places the organism in Eukaryota, Metazoa, Chordata, Actinopteri, Syngnathiformes, Syngnathidae.